Agrilus planipennis (emerald ash borer) is the source of this 1508-nucleotide messenger RNA. It is a transcript of the gene Herp, whose product is annotated as homocysteine-responsive endoplasmic reticulum-resident ubiquitin-like domain member 2 protein. NCBI's taxonomy places the organism in Eukaryota, Metazoa, Arthropoda, Insecta, Coleoptera, Buprestidae. Gene Ontology annotation, biological process: endoplasmic reticulum unfolded protein response. The transcript is spliced from 3 exons. Bases 182 to 1096 code for a protein of 304 amino acids. Gene Ontology annotation, molecular function: protein binding. The record is from RefSeq and is a predicted model, not a curated record.
UGAACUUCCUGAGUUAACGAAUACAUGUAUAUUUGUACACAUAGUUUAUUUAUGAUAAAUAGAAGACGCAAUUCUAGAUUUUCACCAGUGAAAACAAAUUAAAUCCCUCUGAGAUAUAAAUUGUGAAGUUUACAACAAAAUUUAAUAGUAUACUUGCAUUUAAUAGAAUACGUUCAUCAUAAUGGAGGCUUUUCCCGUAACAUUAAUAGUGAAAGUUCCUAAUCAACAAAUUGAAGAUCAAACUGUCAAAUGUGAAUUGUCAUGGACUAUAAAUAAACUUAAACAACAUUUAUCCGAGGUACACCCCAGUAAACCGGCGAAACAUGAGCAGAGGCUUAUUUAUUCAGGCCAAUUACUCCCGGAUACAGCUUGCUUGAAAGAUAUUUUACGACAGUAUGAGGGCCAAGAAGUUCAUACAGUACAUUUAGUAUGUGUUUCAAAGAAUGAUAUGUUUAAAUGUCAAUCUUCACCGUCAAGUAUAACAAGUAGAAUGUCUUCAAGUACAAAUUCUAGCAGUAAUGUAGCCUCAGAAAGUAGUGAUGUAAAUAGAGAACAAAGAGUGCCAAAUUUCCAAUACCCUAAUAUGAGCCAAUUUCCAAAUUACAAUCAAAUAGAUUCUAAUCAAUAUGCCCUUCAGAUGGCAUGGAUGCAACAAGCUUAUAUACAAUACAUGAUGCAAUACAUGAACUCAGCUACAAAUCCUAACUACAAUAAUACAACAGGAAAUGUAAAUCAAAGAAAUGUUGCUGAGCAGCCUCAGGUAGUAAAUAGGCCUGCUGCAGCUGCAAGAGAUCCAGAUAUUCCAGAAAGAGACUGGCUUGAUGUUUUCUACAUGGUUAUUAGAAUGAUGGUGCUAUUCAGUAUUGUGUAUUUCUACUCAAGUCCUUUACGUUUUAUAGUUGUGUUGAUGUUGGGUGUUGUCUUUUAUCUAUACCAAAUAGGAUUCUUUAGAAACUUAAACAACAAUAACAACAACAACAAUACUCCUGCUGACCAUCAAAACAUAGAACAUUCACCAUCAGUUUUGACUAUAAUGUGGACAUUUUUCACCACAUUUUUUGCCUCUUUAAUUCCAGAAAUACCAAAUGCUGUAUAAUAUUCAUAUUUCUUUCUUAAAUAAUAUGAACUUCUGGUUCUCAUGUUUUUCGUUUGGGCGGUAGUUGGUAUAUAAAUGUUUGCUCCUUAGAUAGCUUUAUAGGACAACAUUUAUUAAUAUUUGUGAUAUUACUUUUUUACAUUGUAUAUGAAAAAUUUGUAUAGUCCUUAUUAAUAAGUUGUUUCUCAUCUCCAUAAUAACUGUAUUUAUAUGUUGAAUGUACCUUUUCCAAAUUUUUAUUUUCUAGACAGUUUUGUGUAAUAAAAAGAGUAUUAACGGAUCAUUGGGCGUUCAAGAAAUUAAGACAUUCAUUGAAACUAAAGGUGGCUUACUAAACACAUAAUGUAAUUUUAAAAUGCACACCGAAUCAUAUAAUUUCAUUAAACUUUUAAACUCUUUAAAUGACAAGUUU